UCUACCACCACCAAGAUGGACCCCCGCGAUGAGAAAAAGUCGGAGCUGACCGUCUACCCUCCGCACGACUCCCACAUCGAUGAGGAUCCUCUGGCCGAAACCCAGAAGACCUUCUGGGAGCGCAGUUGGCCCACCUUCGCCUGUGGUGCCGGCCUGUGGUCCGACGGUUACCUGCAAUACGUCAUCGGUACCGUCAACACCAUCUUCGAUAAGCUCUACCCCAAGGUCUACGACGGCUCGGUCUACAGCCAGAAUGUCUCGUCCGUCGCCUUCGCCGGCACCGUCGUGGGCAUGCUGGGCUUCGGCUACCUGUCCGACCACUGGUCGCGCACCAACACCCUGAUGGUCUCCACCGUCAUCCUCUUCGUCUUCGGUGCCCUCUGCGCCGGCGCCUACGGCAAGGACGGCAGCCUCACCGGCAUGUUCAACGCCCUCACCGUCUACCGCUUCUUCCUCGGCCUGGGCGUGGGCGGCGAAUACCCGGCGGGCUCCGUGGCCGCCGCCGAGAGCAGUGGCGAGAUGGAGGAGGGCACCCGCCAUCGCUGGUUCAUCCUGUUCACCAACUUCCAGCUCGAUCUGGCCUCCGUCGCCUCCUCCCUCGUCCCCAUGAUUGUCGUGCUGGCCACCGGCGAGGACCACCUGCGCGCCGCCUGGCGCAUCUGCCUGGGACUGGGUGUCAUCCCCCCGCUGAGUCUGAUCUACCUGCGGAUGAAGCUCAAGGAGCCCGAGGAGUACAGGCGCGAGAAGAUGCACAAGUUCCCCAUCUGGCUGAUCAUCAAGUUUUACUGGAUGCGUUGGUGCGUGGUCGCCCUGAUCUGGUUCAUGUACGACUUCUCGACCUACUCGUUCAGCAUCUACUCCUCCCAGUGGCUGGAGAUCAUCAUCGGCGACAGCUCGCCCCUGUGGGUCACCCUGGGCUGGAACACCGUCAUCAACGUCUUCUACCUGCCCGGCUCCCUCAUCGGCGCCUUCUGCAGUGACUGGUUCGGUCCCCGUAACACCCUCGCGGUUGGCGUCUUCCUCCAGGGCGCGGUCGGCCUGAUCAUGACCGGCUGCUACCCGUACCUGGACACCAACCAGUACGUCGGCGCCUUCGUGGUGGUCUAUGGGAUCUUCCUCGCCCUGGGUGAAGUGGGCCCCGGGGACAACAUCGGUCUCUGCGCGGCCAAGACGUGCGCCACCCCCAUCCGCGGGCAGUACUACGGCACCGCCGCCGCCAUGGGCAAGGUCGGGGCCUUCGUGGGCACCUACGUUUUCCCCAUCAUCGUGAAGAACGCGCCCAACAAGAUCCGCCAGGGCCAGGACCCCUUCUACGUGUCCAGCGCCCUGUGCAUCUUCAGCGCCUUCCUGGCCUUCUUCUUCCUGCCCAAGAUCAACCAGGACACCAUCACCCACGAGGAUGCCCGGUUCCGCGCCUACCUCGAGGAGCAGGGCUACGACACCACGAGCAUGGGCAUCGUGGACGUGCCGGCCGAGACGGAGGAGGUGCGAUGAAUGACGACGACCUGAUGAGGCGAAGACCGUGACGUGAUCGAUGUGGCGGGACCCCAGUCCGGAUCCGGCUGUUCAAAAUGUACUUACUAUCUGCCCCCUACCUUAUUGCUUAAUACUAGUCAUGACCCGUUGUACCCGGGAGGAAAAGGAAAUCCCGCUAUCUCUCCGGGGGGCAUCACAUGCGAUGGAGCGAUCCCCACGACACGACGCAGCGCGGAGAAUCCUGCGCGGUUAAAUGCAGAUAAGCAACCAGGCCCGAGUCCGGACCGCGAUCCAACAGGCCGGGACUGAUAGGAGAUAGAUAUAGAUAAUCGUAUAGUGAUACUAUAGUUACUGAUACUAU
This is a messenger RNA of Aspergillus heteromorphus CBS 117.55, 1837 nucleotides long. Its product is annotated as MFS general substrate transporter. Gene Ontology annotation, cellular component: plasma membrane. Lineage: Eukaryota; Fungi; Ascomycota; Eurotiomycetes; Eurotiales; Aspergillaceae. The transcript is spliced from 6 exons. Gene Ontology annotation, biological process: carboxylic acid transport; transmembrane transport. Bases 16 to 1494 code for a protein of 492 amino acids. The record is from RefSeq and is a predicted model, not a curated record. Gene Ontology annotation, molecular function: carboxylic acid transmembrane transporter activity.